Molecule: messenger RNA, 1151 nt
Organism: Coniophora puteana RWD-64-598 SS2
Lineage: Eukaryota; Fungi; Basidiomycota; Agaricomycetes; Boletales; Coniophoraceae
Exons: 10
Coding region: 1-1056 (351 amino acids)
Source: RefSeq, a predicted model, not a curated record
AUGUCUUCAUCCAGAGAAUUGAAAGCUUUGGAGUCUAUACAAAUGAAUUCAUAUGCAGAGUGUAUGCAGUUAUCUCUCCUGUCACUGUUGUCACUGACUAUCAACGGUGACGUAUCAACGGUGAAUCAGUGGCAACAGAGGUUCUCCCGAUCUAUGUCUACCAUAACCCUGCUUACAUUUAUUGAAGUUCUCACCUUGGAUCAAGAGGACUACCAAGAUCCUCUUUGGGGUGGUAAGGACUCUGCAUUAUGGCAUGAACCACUUCGAAACUUACCCUUUGUGAAAAAGCUACGCUAUGGUGGCCUAUUCACUGGAGUCACUCCUAUCCCGUUAUCUUUGACUUGGGUACUAACUACCUCGGUUUAUAGACGCUCUGCAUUCAUUGUUUUGAACGAAAUUGUGGUUAGUGUCAUGAUAACAUUUGCACUUAACGCAUUGAUGUCAAUACGGGUGUUAGCGAUGUACGAAAGGACGAGAAAAGUUCUUAUACUUCUGUCUGUUUGCUUUGCCAUGGUACAAGCGGUCAACAUCAUAGCAUCAUUAUAUCUUGCUGCCGACAUGUCUAUAAUUGAUGAAGGAGGAUGCUCGUUUAAUUUUGGGAUUGUGUCUGAAGUUCUCACCAGUGUCUCCGCAUUUGCCGCUAGUGCAUUUGAAGUUCUUCUGUUUGUUAUGGCAGUUUUCCGCUUCAUUAGAGAUAUUAAGGAGGGAUAUAAGGAGAGAUUGGGAAAUUUUGACACGCUUGCGAGCGUUUUGUUCAGGGACAAUGCAAUCUACUUCGUCGCGUCUUUCCUAACGUUCUCGUUCAGCGCCAUAUCAUAUAUCGCAGUGGAUACCCCUGCAGUGGUUGACACUUGGGCGUGGUUUAUAGCAGAUUUCAUUGGCGCGCUCCUUGGGACCAUUCAAGUGACUAUACUGGGACCUUUGAUGAUAAUCAGCAUUCGCCAGUACAACACUGAUAAAAAUGGUAGUCGUGGUCGCGGUACGGCCAAUGCAGACGAAACGCUGCAGUUUGCUGCUGCUCCGUCGCACCAUGCGGAGACCACCCAAGAGGCAUGAAUACUUGGCAUGAACGUGAGGGAAGUAGAAUUCUUCAUCCAGUUUCAUGGCGUUGUUAGAAUAUACAUAACAGCUCAAACAUUGGUUAAGACCUC